Molecule: messenger RNA, 1300 nt
Organism: Pelobates cultripes (western spadefoot toad)
Lineage: Eukaryota; Metazoa; Chordata; Amphibia; Anura; Pelobatidae
Source: the annotation of a GenBank genome assembly
AUGGGCGGCAACAAGGAACGGAGGGACACAAACCCAUCGGUGGCCUCCAUAUUCCGCACGCCAUCAGACCAACGGAGAGCAACCUCCUCACAGGCAGAAGAGGAAUCUGGGUCAGAUGCCGAAAGCCUGGACGCAACGGCGAAUCCGGCGGCCCCCAUAACCAUCGGGGUACUGUGGGACAUGCUGCACCAAGUGACCAACGACAUUAAGGCCCAUGUAGCCACUGAGAUAGAACGGCAUGUGGGAGGCCUUAAAGCGGAAGUAGUAGGCCUCACCGCCCGCACAAACCAGGUAGAAAACCGGAUUGCCUCCAUAUAUGCCACCUCCACAUCUCACACUCAGGACAUAGCAUAUCUAUAUGGCCACAUGGCUGCACUAGAAGAUGGCCUAGAAGACCUAAACAAUAGGUCCAGACGUAAUAACAUACGAAUCCGCGGCCUACCCGAAACCGUCACCAUGGAACAACUCGUCCCCACACUUCACAGCAUUUUCAAAACACUGGCCCCUGACCUCACACCUCGAGAGAUGGAAUUAGACAGGGCCCAUAGAGCCCUCCGCCCGCAAAAUCUGGGCGCCUCCACCCCAAGGGAUGUGAUUACCCGCCUACACUUCUUCACAACUAAAGAGAAAUUACUGACCAUAGCGCGGGACAAACCCCCACGCUAUAAGGAAACCCGUCUAACUUUCUUCCAAGACCUAGCCCCCUCCCCACUCAAAAAAAGAAGAGACCUCAAACCUCUGACACUUGCCCUCCAGCAACAAGGCAUCAAAUAUACCUGGGGACACCCCUUCAAACUCAUGAUUAAAAAAGAAGACCAAAUGCACAUCCUCACCUCAGUGUCGGACAUGACACCCUUCGCGGAAUCCCUGGGGAUACAGCUACUGCAACUGGCCCCCUUCCACAAAAACAGAGAAGAUGGGUGACCACAAGACGACCCUGAUGACUCUAGGCCGCCCAAGAAAUUGAGAAUACCCGCCAGCUCAGGGGAACCCCCUCUGCAACGCCGAGACAGCCGCCACUAACCCUAGUGGGUCCAACCGCCUGCCACCUGGAAUCCCUCACACCACCGACCCGCAGGAAAUAUCCAAGUGCAGUAAGCAGCCCCCCCUCAACCGACAAAACACCCCUCACUUUUCUCGCAAUAUGCCAUCUUCUCCCCCCACCUCCAACCCAACCCCAGGACGAAAUAUUUUGACCCACGAACUGGCCCAGACCCUGGACACUCAGGCCACUGGACACGAACAACCACCACACUCAACUCAAGGCCCAAGCAACCGGGGCAUCCAGGAUGAGACCUGA